GCCGUAUAAUUUUUUAAAGAAGUGGGCGUGUACUCCCAUCAAAAUGGAUCUUUCUAAAGCAAAGAAACUGUUUGCUAGACCAAAAGAUGAUCCGGCAUUCUUAACAAAACAAGUCAAAAUUAGACAAGUAUUGUUGAAGAAUUUAGCUCGAGUUGUGAAAGAGACACAGCUGCUAUUCGCACGUACAGAAGGUGAAAUAAUUAAGGAUUGUCGUCCAGUCCAAAGGUUGUGUGCAAGGUUCGAGGAUAUUCUUCGUCAUGGAUUAAAGGCUGGAUGGUUUUCCGCUGGCAAGGAUCCAACCUUCUGGCCUAUUGUAUUGAAAAUAUCAAGAAAACAAGCAAUUGAAUAUAUUAAUCGUCUUCAGUAUGCUCAGACUGACUCUGGUAAGUGCAGAGCAUGGAUCAGAUUGGCAGUUAAUGAGUGUUCACUUGAAAGUUAUAUCAAUGUCCUUACUCAUGACUAUCAAAUGUUAAGCUAUUAUUACGAGUCUCAUGCUUUCCUAAGAGAUGAGGAGGUAGUCUCUCCAUUCCGUCAGCUCCUCACUGGUCUGUCACAGAUUGGGUUUGAUAUACCAGUAGAUACAGCCAGUCUUGAGUUUGCACCAGCUCCUGAAGUUUUGGAACCAGUCCUGAGACUAAGAGCACCUCAACCUGUUCAAGGUAAAAAGAGUGAGUUAGUACAUUCCUCAACCAGUAGCCCUCAGGUCAGUACUAGCAGUGACAGCAGUUGGGGCUCAAGUAGUGCUGAUUCAUCAUCUUUGAGUACCGGAAUACCUGAAGCCACACCCACCACCGAACUACAUGUACAUAAUAGUAACAUUAAACCUGAUGUGCAGUCUUUGCAGAUGAUAAAGGACGAGGUGUCUGGUCUAGAAGCUUCUUAUCAUAUUGAGGACACUGUCCUGGUUAUUGAUAGUGUGAGUGAGAGAGGAGGAGCUGCUUAUACUGACCUCUCUCGGUUUAAUCAAGCACUAGAAGACAGUGAGGAGGAGGAGGAGGAGGUUAUCAAAGAAGAAUCAAAGGAGAGAGAAGGAGGGGCAAUUAAAUACAUUCCAGCUAAAGAUGAUGACGAUGACGAUGGUGAUAUUAUGAUGUUUGAUGAUAAACUACCUCAUGGUAAUGUUGAUGCUAAUGCAACUCCACCAGUUGAGCCAGUCCUUUGUCCUAUCAGUGAUGAGAUACAGUCAAUACCUGAAGGUACAGGCACUAGUAUUGAGCCACAGGAUGAGGUAGACGUGUCCCUUGCUUCUCAAGAGGGAGUACUUGAUAAACCUGACGUUGACCUAUCGCUAGAUGAAGAAAUGAAAAUGGAAGUAGCUGAAGCCCAGGAGAAUGAUACACAAGAUGAUAAUGAUGAGCAGACUGUAGAGAAGGUGGAACAAGUUGAAGAAGUCGAAUAUUCUUAUGGCGACAUAUUACUAAUGGCGAAAGGUCUGUCUCCUUCAAAAGAUAAUGAGAUGUCUGCACGAGAGAGAGAAGAUACCCUGAAGGAGGAGACAGGAGAUAUGGUGAGCUAUAGUCAAGAAGGACCCACUACUACUGAUGAUAAUGAUGUUAUCAAAACAACAGACGAGGCAAUGUCUUCUAAUGUAUCAGUGAAGGUUGAUUUACCAACAUCAGUUGACUAUAACUCAACUAACCCGUUUUUAACUGAUUUUACUGACCAACCCACUCAACAGUUUGUACAACCUGCCACCCUCUCUCCUAAUCCAUUCUUUGAUGAGGAGGAGGAGAGUCAGCCUAACACACAUCCUGUCAUACCUUCUGAUAAACCAACUAAUAAUCCGUUUGAUAUUCACUCAUCACCAAACGUGACUCCUCUCUCUCGCUCACCGGCUCAUUUUAGUCCUUCUCCUCUAUUACCUGAUUCAGUACCAGCUCCUGAUAAUACUGGAACUAGUGUAGGGACAGAUAAUACUAAAUUAUUGAACGUGAAAAACAAUGAAACUGAGGGAUUUAAAGAAAAAGAGGAACAGGUACAGGAAGAACUCGUUGAAGAUAUCGGAGAAGGUUAUAACAGAGAAAGGAGUGUCCAUGAAGAUGAGAGAGAAGUAUCAUUUCUGACUUCAGAAGGAAUCGAGAAGAUGUCAUUGAAUGAGGAGUACUUUGAAGAAGAGCUAACAAUUGAGUUAGUUGAGUAUCAAAUAGCCCAACUUAAGAAUCACCUGAGGCGACACAGUAAUGACAUCAAUUCGCAGAAGAAACUAUUGAAAUUACAACUGCUGAAACAAGAAAUGAAAGAAUUAUCAGAGAUUGAUUCUUCUGAUGUUAAAGUCUGUGGUCAUCAGUUGACACUGCUACCUAAGAGACUUAAAGCAAGGAAAUGUGACACUUGUAAUAAACCAACAGUGAAUCCACUGCAAGUUGUAAUGAGCUGCUCAUUAUGUGGUUACUUCACUCAUGCUAAGUGUUUGUCUCAAAUUAACCAAAAGUGUAUCUUUUUGGCAAUGAAGGAACAGUCUGGUUAUACAAUGAAUAUAUGUCCAGAGAAAGGACUGACUCCUCAGCACUUUAGAUGUGCUUGUUGCAAUCAAGCACUCAAUAAUUCAACUGAAGUCAGACUCUGUGAUUACACUGGUCAAUACUACUGUCCUGACUGUCAUCAUAAUGAAACUGCUGUUAUUCCUGCGAGAGUGUUACAUAAUUGGGACUUUACCUCUAGAAAAGUUUGUUGUGGUUGUUAUAAGUUAUUGAAUGCUUUGAUCUCUCGUCCAUUAAUAAAUGUUAAAUCAGUUAAUCCAACACUCUACACUUAUGUACAUGAAAUAACUACCAUUGAGGUAUUACGUAAAGAUAUAAUACUAAUGAAAGAGUAUCUUGUGAAAUGUGAAAGAGCAAGAACUGAAAAACUGAUACAAGAACUCAACUCAUGGCCUCAUUUUAAAGACUCCUCCAUUUUGUUUUCACUCUCUGACCUCAUGAAUGUUCAAGAGGGUAAUCUCCUCUCACAACUUGAAGUAGUUCAUCAAAUGUUCCUAAGUCACAUCACCAAUGAGUGUGAGAAAUGUUCAGCUAAUGGUACAGCAUGUGCUGUUUGUCAUUCAAGGGAUCUGUUGUUCAGGUUUAGUAAAGAUGUAGUUAUAUGUCCUAACUGCUCCUCACACUUUCACAGGGAUUGUUAUGUAUCGUUAAAGAAUGUUUGUGCAGUCUGUAGUCCACCAGCUGGUAAGAAGAAGACUAGGUUCUCAAGAAAGAAAAACUAAUUGAAGUACAAUUUAUUUAAUUAUUUAUUGAUUGGUUUUGACAAUUAACUCUUUAUUGUGUUAUUGGUGUGUAAUUUAUUAAUAAUUUGAUCAACUUUUAAUUUUUUAAGGAUUAUAAAACUUUAUGCUAA
Molecule: messenger RNA, 3333 nt
Organism: Amphimedon queenslandica
Lineage: Eukaryota; Metazoa; Porifera; Demospongiae; Haplosclerida; Niphatidae
Exons: 14
Coding region: 44-3202 (1052 amino acids)
Source: RefSeq, a predicted model, not a curated record